Messenger RNA from Acipenser ruthenus (sterlet), 4197 nucleotides. RefSeq names its product solute carrier family 33 member 1 (gene slc33a1). The transcript has 7 exons. The record is from RefSeq and is a predicted model, not a curated record. Gene Ontology annotation, cellular component: membrane. Gene Ontology annotation, molecular function: acetyl-CoA transmembrane transporter activity. Bases 233 to 1864 code for a protein of 543 amino acids. Lineage: Eukaryota; Metazoa; Chordata; Actinopteri; Acipenseriformes; Acipenseridae.
UUUACAGUUUUGGUAUUUAUUUAAUCAGGGUUUAUUUACUAUUUACAGUUUCAGCGAUAUGCUGGUUGUAGAAUAAACAAACAAGCAAAGUUUACAUAUUUUAUAAUUUUUUGAACUGUAAUUCACCAACAAUCAUGAGUAAUAAUAAUUGAACUGUCAUCAUGUCAUGUGGCUUAUCUUAAUGAAGCAGAAAUCCUGAAAGCGUUAUUGGAUUGAAGUUUAAGGAAUCGCUAUGGAAAUGUCUGAAUCGACGACGGAGAAGAACGGGAGGCAGCGCAAGCAUCAUACUUCUUGGAAGAUGAAAAUGAACGAACGCAAGCAGGCAACAGAUUUGGAAAUUGAAGAGAGUGAAACACUGCUACAGGGCUCAGAUAAUGAAGUUGGACAUUCUGCUCCCAAAGUGUGCUAUGGACUUAAAGAUGAACUGGGAAAUGUCUGUUUGCUGCUCUUCCUUUAUGUCCUUCAAGGGAUUCCAUUAGGUUUGGCUGGGAGUAUCCCUCUCAUACUCCAGAGCAAGAGCGUCAGCUACACGGACCAAGCUUUCUUCAGCUUUGUGUUUUGGCCUUUCAGUCUCAAGCUGCUCUGGGCACCUUUGGUGGAUUCUAUAUAUUUUCAACGGUUUGGACGAAGGAAAUCCUGGCUAGUGCCAACCCAGUAUCUCUUGGGACUAUUCAUGUUGUAUUUAUCAUAUACAGUAGACUCCUUACUGGAGAACGAUGGGCAAAAAGGCCCAGAUAUUGUGACUCUCACUGCUGUGUUUUUCUUGUUCGAAUUCUUAGCUGCCACACAAGAUAUAGCAGUGGAUGGAUGGGCAUUGACUAUGUUGUCUAGGGAAAAUGUAGGUUACGCCUCAACCUGCAACUCAGUCGGUCAGACUGCAGGAUACUUUCUAGGCAAUGUACUCUUCUUGGCAUUGGAGUCACCUAAUUUCUGUAACAAAUACCUGCGUUUUGAACCACAGGCCAAAGGGAUUGUCACUCUUUCAGAUUUCUUGUUUUUCUGGGGUAUUGUUUUCUUGGUGACUACGACAUUAGUUGCAAUAGUGAAAAAGGAGAACUGUAAAAAAUCCAAACCCAAAGAAGAAACCCAAGGAGUUAUGGAAACAUAUAAACUGCUCUUUUCAAUUAUCAAGUUGCCAACCGUUUGGACGUUUUGUAUUCUGCUACUCACUGCUAAAAUGGGAUUUUCUGCAGCAGAUGCUGUAACUGGACUCAAAUUAGUUGAAGAAGGGGUUCCUAAAGAGCAACUGGCUCUGCUGGCCGUGCCUAUGGUACCUUUGCAGAUCUUAUUGCCUCUGAUUAUCAGCAAGUAUACUGCUGGCCCUCGACCACUAGAUAUCUUUUACAAAGCCUUCCCGUUCAGACUGCUGAUAGGGUUGGAGUUUGCAUUUCUGGUUUGGUGGACUCCUAGUGUAAAACAAGAUGGAGGAUUUCCUGUAUAUUACUAUAUAGUCGUGCUGCUAAGUUAUGCUGUUCACCAGGUUUCCUUGUAUAGCAUGUAUGUAGCUGUCAUGGCUUUUCAUGCUAAAGUAAGUGAUCCACUUAUUGGAGGAACAUACAUGACUCUCUUAAAUACUGUAACCAAUCUCGGAGGUAACUGGCCUUCCACGUUGGCUCUGUGGCUGGUGGAUCCACUCACCUCGAAGGAGUGUAAAGGAGCUGAGGGGCAAACCUGUGGGUCUGCAGAAGAAGUUGGAUUAUGCACAAAACUCGGAGGCGCCUGUGUGACAACAUUCGAUGGCUAUUACGUGGAGUCUGUAGUCUGUAUUGUUAUCGGUUUCGGCUGGUGGUUCUGGCUUGGAAAGAAGAUGCGGAAGCUGCAGGAGGAAAAACCAUCUGCAUGGCAAUGCAGGAGAACCAAAUAAAAGCCAUAAAUAGACACCAGAUCAAUGAUUUCUUCCAAGCUUUAAUCUGGUGGUGCUAAUUGGAUACAAUGGAGCAUUACUAUUCUUGGUUUAAAUGGUACUGACUCUGAGAUCUGUGGAACUUGGUAUUCCUUUGCCACAAAAACAUUAUUCGCAUAGUUUUGGGAUGACACACAAAGAUGUAAAUCUACAAAUAUAAUUUCAUUUUUAUUAUUCGAUAUAUGUAGAUUUUGUUUUAAAUGUAUUUAAGUCACAUCUACUUCAGACAGCUUUGCAAAGGGACCAACUAAAUGUGGUUUGCUUUGAACAGUUGAAUUGUAUAUAAGGCAAUUUAACAUUGGGAAAUUUACUCAAGGAUUAAUCAGAGUGGUCAGUAUAGACUGGUCGUCUUUUAAGAUAUGAUUGACUGGGCAAAGGGACCAACUAAAUGUGGUUGCUUUGAACAGCUGAAUUCUUUUUUUUUUUUUUUAAUUUUUUUUAAAUAGUAUACUAUGAUGCCCUCUGGGUAUGUCAGGAACAUACCUCCUAGGAUUUAUAUAGCACAUUAUAAGUGUCGUUCUCUUGACAUAGCUGGUCCCUGUGACCGACUUUCCCAGCUUGUAAAAUAGCAUCUCCUUACUCAAGACUAGUUCCACACAAACCCUUUAGUACUUCAGCCAAUCAGGUGUCGGAUAAUUCAGUCACUGUGACAGUCAUACAGAGUAUGCUGGAUACCUUCUUGUAUCCAAUGUCAAUGCAAAGUUUGAUCAGGCAGUUUUAGUAGGUCACCACAACCUAGCUCCCGAUACCCACCAGAACCCAUGCUCUGCCUAAUUUGCAUCACCUUGUGAUGAGUGGUUCUGAAGAAAUUGCUGUAGAAGUAUGUAGUGUACAGACAAUCUCCUCCUGUCACAGGUGAUGAUCACUGUGCUGGUGUGCAGUACCAUCGCUUAUCAAACCCCAAAUUGUAAGAAAUUUAGUCCAGUCUAUUUGUGCAUUAUUACCGGUGCCUUUUAACCUUUUGAAUGGCCUACUUUAAAUAAAUAAAGAUCAAAUAAACUAUAUAAAUACAUAAGAGCCAGACUGCAUGAACGUUUGAACUGAUUUUUUGGAAUUCUCUUUUUAAAUGUAUAUUGUCAUCUUAAAUAUACCAAGAGAUUUCUUCUAGUUUGACUUUCUCGGUGAAUAGCACAAUACACUGUAGAUUUUUUAAUGCUCUUUAUUUAAAGAAUUUAGCGCUGCUUUAAAAUGUCAGUCAGAGUCCAAAUAUUACACUUUUAUUUGGUUUAAGUUUAUUUUUAAUCUUGUGAAUGUAAGAUUAUAAUGUGUAAGAAAGAUGCAACUUUUUACCUCCUGAAAAAACCUGGUUGGCUAUAGACUUGUUACAGACUGCAUGUUUUGCAUUUCUUUGUUUUUGUUUAGUAUAAAUGUGUAAACUCCCUUUUUAUUUGUGAGCUAUUAACUUCAGCAAAUUUUGCGAUGUACUUUUAACUGAUAAUGUAAUUAUCUGCUAAUUAAGUACCAUAAACCACGCAAAACAAUACAUUUUGUUUUUCCCCUAUACAUUGCUAAAAUGUAUUUAUUGACACACGUAAUGGAUAAAAAAGGGGGUUGCAGUAUUUUGCUUGUUGUUUUUGUCACAUGCUUUUUGUUUUGUUUCGUUUUUUCAAACUGGAUCUUGGCAUUCAUGAAACUGGUUGUAACUACAUUUUCAUAUUUAAAAAAAAAAAAAGGUAUUACACAUUUUAUGUAAUUGUUGUAAUAAUCUGGAUACAAUUACCUUUAAAUGCCUUCUGUUUUUGUGUGUCAAAGUAAACAUUAUGUGCUACAUGUAAAACAUAAUUAUAUACCGACAGUGAUGGAUUUUCUGCAGUAUAUGUAUGUUUAAACAAUGUAUUCAUGUCUGUACAAAACACAAUUUAAUGAACACAAUUCCAUAAUCUGCACCAAUAAGAAUUUACAUUCCUCUUUCUUUUUUCACUGUUACAGUUUCUCUUGAGCUUGGAAAAAAAAAUCUGCUUUGUAAAAUGUUCAGUGAUUUAUGGAUUUAAUGAAAGAGGGAAUUUUAAUUCCAUUUAAUCUCUGAUUCAUUGAAAUUGUUCAAAACAAUCUGGCUUUGUUAGCAGGACACUCUUUUAUGCAAUUUGUGACCUUGUACAAAUGUGUAUUUUGAGUACAGUGUUUAUUUGGUUCAGCAAUAUAUGCCACCCAUUAAUUGUAUAAAAGUAUAAAAUGUGUAUAUAAGCCAUGCUGUAAACAGUUCUAAAUAACUUUUCUACCAACAUUCCUGAAAUGUAAGAUUACAAAGAAUGAAUACAUAUCCAAUAUGUAAUAAAAUAUAUAGAACAUGUUUA